This is a messenger RNA of Cladocopium goreaui, 1315 nucleotides long. The record is from the annotation of a GenBank genome assembly. Lineage: Eukaryota; Dinophyceae; Suessiales; Symbiodiniaceae.
GUUGACCCAUAUCGCAAGCACCUCCUCGACCAUGCUGGCGCUCAGCAGCUCUGGUUUAGCAGGCGUGAGCACAUCGUCGGCAUUGGGCGAGGAUGAGAAGUCGUGUCAACUCUGGAGGCUAACUCAACGGCUGCAAUACCGUGCAAGACCCAGCCGGGCGCUGCAGGACCUGAAGACUGUGCGGAUGCUACUGGAAGCGGAUGAAGAACCUCUACCGUUCAAUGUCCAAAAUCUUCAGAACGUGUCGGCUCAGGUAAGCUGCCCUGCUGUUACUUGUACCACCGGUAGCAUCAACUUUGAGAUUCUUGCUGGAUCCAUCUUUCUUACCCUUUUUCUGGCUCUGAUCAUUUUGUUUCGACUGGUGUUUUGGUAUCAGACUGGGAUUGGAAAAGGAAGCAGCAAGGGUGUAGAUGCACGGCGGCUUGGGCAGGGACCAGUGCCAUAUGGAAUCAAUGCCCACGACAUCCACCCUUUCAGAAACCUUCCCGACGAGGCUGCCAAGGCUCAGUUGUUUCAGGAAGGGGAUCGCCAUGCGUCAACCGAACGCGCACGUCUGGGGCUUCCGGCGCCAGUGAAUGCUGGAAUUCCUGCAGCCGUGGCGGGAGGCGGACCGCAUGUCAAUCUUCCUCCUGCAGGUGGAGCCAGACAGGACAUUGCAGGAGGUGGGGCAGGUGGAAAUGCAGCACUUGUAGCUGCGCUGAACCAGCCUGGCGGAGUGGAUGUCGACGACUCCAAGGUGGACGACGCCAGAACCUUGGCGAUUUCAAGAGACGAGGAAGGCAAUCGAUUCAAAGACUUCCGUUCAGGGGUCCAAGAAUGCAAGCAGUGCGAUUUCACAGACUGGCCAAUUGGAGGUCCGCGGACCGCAAAGCAUGUGGUGUUGGAAAUGGUGAAUCAUGCCGGAUCGGCGCUAGCCCAUCACCAGGCAUGGCGAGUUGCGUGCAAGUUUCAGCCUUCAGAUGGACCGGCAGUCGAGCACGAGGGCCUAUGCAAGAUCCUCCACACCAUGCUGACGUACGACCAGCUGGACAUUUCAAAUUUGGCCAGUGCAGAACUCAUCGCAAGAGGCAUUCAAAGGAUCGAGGAGAAGCACAAGUUCAAACUGCAGGCAUCCGACGACUCUGGAGAAGGUGCGCUGUUCAUGGGCGCAAUGGGCGGAGCACGGAUUGGUUCAGUGGUGUCCCCAAAACUCACGGAGUGGGUUGGAGGGGAGCUCCAAAAGGAGGCACUGGUGGCGAAAGAACGUCGCAAAGCACGGGAGGAGAGGAACCUGGCCAGGAAGUCAGCUGGAAAAGAUGGAGACAAGGACAAGUGA